Messenger RNA from Bradysia coprophila, 1358 nucleotides. It is a transcript of the gene Osi4, whose product is annotated as Osiris 4. Gene Ontology annotation, cellular component: membrane. The record is from RefSeq and is a predicted model, not a curated record. NCBI's taxonomy places the organism in Eukaryota, Metazoa, Arthropoda, Insecta, Diptera, Sciaridae.
UAUCUUAAUCCGAAAAGGUUGGAACGGUAUUAUAGGAUAAGGAGAUGUACUAAAGUGGCUGAUAUUUAGAAGAAAAGAAAUAAAACACACAAAAACCUAAGUUAACAAAUCCACAAGUGAAUCAAAGGAAAUCAAAUUAUUGCUGAACAAUUUUUGUAAAUAAAAUCAUAGAAACAAUGUUCCCGAAGUGCCUAGUGUUCUUGUUCGCAUUGAAUGUGUUCAGUUCGGUGAUGGAAUGUACCGCCUACACGUUAAGUGAUCACUUGAACUGGGAAUGUGCUAACAAUGCAACAUGUUUGAGUAAAGUGUCCAGUACAAUUUUGGAAAAAUUGAAACAAAACGAAUCGAUUAAUUUCGGCGGUAUGUCAGUUGAUCCGAUCGAUACGACUCAAUUUAGCGGUAGAUCGUUUUCAUUUACGGGACUCCUGAAUGGCAAUCGGCUGAAAGUGCCACUUGGUCCUGUGUUGAUGAGUGUGCAGAGAUCGAAAGAUUACAGCGAUUACAUUGAAGUAGCUUUGUUGAAGAAAUCCAAUGAAGGUCGCGGUCGUACUGGCGGAUUCGGUGGUGGUCUUGGAGGUGGUGGUGGAGGUGGCGGCGGUGGUGGUGGUGGUGGAGGUAUUGGAGGUGGAAUUGGAAAAGAUAGAAAACAUCUUCAACUGUACAUUCCCUUAUUCCUUGCUAUGAAUGCUAUUGGCUGGAUGGGUUUGGCCAUGAAAGCUGUAUCAAUCCUAACAUUUAAAGCUUUAGUUGUAUCCAAAUUGGCGUUUGUUGUUAUCCUGUCGAUUAUUGUCAAAAAAUUUAUGGAUACCGCAACCGAAAGAUAUUACAGAAUGAUUGCAUCCCAUCAUUUUGAGCAUCCCGAGCCAAUUAUGAUGCCAUACAACAUGGAAUACACUCUACCCAGUCAUUCGUACCAUAGUACUGAUUUAGGUGCAAGCGAUAUUUAUUCGUUGCAAAUGUCAGGUGGACACGAUCAUGUUGGCUCCCAUGGACUGGAAGGUCUGGCCGCUGAAAGUUCGCUUAGUCAUAUUGUCAAUUUGCAUAAUGCAACGCAACCGGAAGGCUUGGUUGGGCUACAAACCGUUGCAAAAGUGAAACGACAGGACAAGGAUAUGUGGGCAGGUAAGUUUUGGACUUAGACGCAAACCGGCUUUUUAUUUAGCAAGAAGUCCUGUUCAAAUGUACCGGCAAAUUAAUCAAAUGCAAUAGAAAUGUAAGUAGUAAGGGCAUACACGUAUAUCGGUUGACUUUAAUUUAUUUAUUGAAUUUAUUUAUUUAAUUUAUAUUUAUUCUAAUAACCUCAUGUAAAUGAAUGCAAAGAUCGAUUAAACAGAAAUAUUUGAUAAACUGAUGGCUUU